AUGGCCGAGGGCUCGGAGAAGGUACCCAUCGCCCGAGCGGGGCCCGAAGACGUGGAGCAGGGCCUGCCGCCCGCGUACACGGCAGCAGUGCCCCCUCCAGGGCCAGGGCGGCUGCUGAAGGCAGGGGCCACAGUGCUCAUCGCUGGGGCCCUUCUGCUGCUGGCUGGGGCCAUCGGCGCCUUCUACUUCUGGAAAGCCACCGAGAGGCAGGUGUACAACGUUCACUAUACCAUGAGCAUUAAUGGAAAAGUGCAGGACGGAUCGAUGGAAAUAGAUGCCGGGAACAACUUAGAGACAUUCAAAACAGGAAGCGGGAGUGAAGAGGCUGUCGAAGUUCAUGAUUUCCAGAUUGGCAUCACCGGCAUCCGAUUUGCUGGAGGAGAGAAGUGUUACAUCAAGGCCCAGCCCAAAGCUCGUGUGCCUGAGGUGGAUGCCAUGACCAAGGCCAGCCUGUCCUCUGACCUGGAAGAUGAAAUCAUGCCUGUUAGAUUUGAUGAAAACUCUCUUAUCUGGGUGGCUGCAGAUGAGCCCAUCAAGCACAACGGUUUCCUAAGCCCCAAAAUUUUAGAGCUUUGUGGGGAUCUUCCGAUUUUCUGGCUUCGACCUACAUAUCCCAAAGAUAAACAAAGAGAAAGGAGAGAAAUGAAGAGAAAUAAACGCCAGUCCGAGUCAAACUUCGACGCAGAAGACACAGCAGCUGCUGUUAAAGAAGUGAACACCAGGUCCACCCCCACCCAGCUGAUCCAAGAGCUUGGCCCCCAGCCUAAUGAAACCAGGCCAAUGCAGCAAGAAAGCGACCAAACACUUAACCCAGACAACCCAUACAAUCAACUGGAAGGUGAAGGGAUGGCUUUUGACCCCAUGCUGGACCACCUAGGCGUGUGCUGCAUCGAGUGCAGGCGAAGUUACACGCAGUGUCAGAGGAUCUGUGAGCCUCUGCUGGGCUACUACCCGUGGCCAUACAACUACCAGGGCUGCCGCACCGCCUGCCGUAUCAUCAUGCCCUGCAGCUGGUGGGUCGCUCGCAUCAUGGGCGUUGUGUGAGAAAGCUUUGGGCUCCUGGAAGAAGCCAGCAGGAGUCUGACAACGCCAAACUGAUGAAAGACUACGACCGAAGCAGCGUGGCCAAUCCUGGCUUCUAAAUCCAAACAGUGCUAAA
This is a messenger RNA of Centrocercus urophasianus (Greater sage-grouse), 1159 nucleotides long. It is a transcript of the gene CNMD, whose product is annotated as chondromodulin. Gene Ontology annotation, biological process: negative regulation of endothelial cell proliferation; negative regulation of angiogenesis. NCBI's taxonomy places the organism in Eukaryota, Metazoa, Chordata, Aves, Galliformes, Phasianidae. The coding region runs from base 1 to 1044 and encodes 347 amino acids. The transcript is spliced from 7 exons. The record is from RefSeq and is a predicted model, not a curated record.